AUGGCUCCUCCCAGAUCCUCCUCUCCCGAGACCGCAUCAGAUCCCCGCCAUUCAAGCCUCUCCCGAGACUCCUUCGCGCCCCAUAGUCCAUCCUUCCCCGCAGCGCGCGGCGCGUCCUAUCCUCAACACCUCCUGGACCCUGCCUUCGACGGCACGGCUCAGGACCUCGACCUGCUUGGUGCCUCCUCGUCUCUGGAUUUCAACUACGACCUGGACCCCAGCCAAGCCGACCAGCCCUGCCACAGCCCGCCGCGUGAACAAGACAUGAGCUCUCUCGGCUUCAUGAUGCCCUCGCAGUACGGCUCCUUCCCUCCUCCAGGGCCCAGCUACGAUCCCUAUGGUUACGCGCCGGAUCAGACCCAGCAGUCUUCGCCGCAGCACCAGGCCUACACGCAGAGCAGCGGCGCGCCCUCGCCGUACAUGCAGUCGUACCCCCCCACCGUGCUCAGGAGCAGCCCCGGCGCCGAGUACCCCUCCCGCCACGGCUCGAUAGCAAGCUCGACAUCGGGCGGCUACGUGCCCGUGUCCAACGACGGCGCCAUGCCGGGAGCGAGCGCGCAGGCGUCGCCGUACCCGCCCAUCCAUCCGAACAUGUCGGCGCCUUACGGGGCCAACUACUCGACCCAACCGGCCCAGUACGGUACCAACGCAGGAUACGGGGUUCCAUACGGACAGACGCCAGCGGCAGCGCCGCCCAUGUACGCCGGCGCGGGCGCGCAGUACCAACCGCCGUACGCCGCGGGCAGCGCAGCGGACCCGUCAGCACAGCUCGGAGCCGACCGAGGGGUGCGCGUGCUGAACUCCAGGCCAAAGCCGCAGUGCUGGGAGCACGGGUGUAACGGGCGCCAGUUCUCGACCUUCAGCAACCUCCUGCGGCACCAGCGCGAGAAGUCGGGCACGGCGGCCAAGUCAUACUGUCCGCGGUGCGGCGCAGAGUUCACGCGGACGACGGCACGCAACGGGCACAUGGCGCAUGACAAGUGUAAGCCACGCAAGACGUCGGACGCAUCAUGA
Lasiodiplodia theobromae is the source of this 1014-nucleotide messenger RNA. RefSeq names its product Transcription factor c2h2. The transcript is spliced from 4 exons. The coding region runs from base 1 to 1014 and encodes 337 amino acids. The record is from RefSeq and is a predicted model, not a curated record. Lineage: Eukaryota; Fungi; Ascomycota; Dothideomycetes; Botryosphaeriales; Botryosphaeriaceae.